AUGUGGACACCCCCAGCAGCAGCUGUGUGCCAAAUCCGAUAUCUGGUCGAGGGCUGCAAGAUUCAGGAGGCACCAAUCACGGACAUCGAACGCCCUAGUGAUAGUGAAAUAUUGCCCCCGGAGCCUGGUUUGCCUGUUGCCGACUUUCCACCCUUUCCUUCAAAACCGGUUACAGAUCCGCCUGCUUCCAAAUCUGACGUGCAGCUGCUGAGCCACAAACGGCGACGAACGUGUGAUGAUGAUAGUCCGGACGAGGAUCUCCAGGAAUUAGAACAUGAUGUCCCGAAAGAGAUGCCGGUUACGGUUACUAACUCAAGUUUUUCUGAACCGUCGCACGCAGCUGUCGACGUUGCGGCUAUUGACGUCAUUCCGAGUGACGUACAGGCAGCUUUGGCAUCACAACAGCCGAGCCCGCCGCCUGAAGUCGCGACGUCACCACAGGACGAAUCACAACAAGCGCGUGCUCCCGAUAAGCAUAACGAGGAAGGCAGUAUUUGUGUACAAACUGAAGGAAGUCAAAGUCCGUCUACAAACAAACACGAAGUUCGUGCUAGAGACAACAAACAACCUUGUCCACCUACUGCGUCAGAUCUUUCUGCAGAUCAGAUGGCUGAGGCGUCACAUCACGUUAUGGACUGCGAAGUCACUCAGGACCCUCCCACACCUCCGUCUGCCGAUGUGUUCCCUAGCAGAACACGUAGUAGGACCAAAGUUCAACCGAACGUCAACGCAGUACGGAAGAAAAACAAACCCAACGACACCCAAGUGACUGUUCUCAGAGGACCGGAACCGGACCACUUACUAGUAGAGGAGGCGGCUCCUCGCCCGUCACCACCUGAGACCAAAGAUGCGCCCAUAGUCACGAACCAGAUAACGGCGACAAACUUAUCCGCUGCCCAGUCAGAGCAACAGGUAACUCCCGAUGACGAGGGCCAUGCCGCAGUUGCUGCGGCUGAAAACGUCGUGCUCCAGGAUCCGGAGGGCCCGCAGGAACCGGACCAGACCGUAUCUUCCGAUAGUGAGAUGAGCCGACCACGGCACUCACCCUGCAGACGCAAAAAACAACGGAUUGCGCCCCCGAACGCGGACCAGACGGCGAAGGAGGUGCGAGAAAAGGCUCAGCGGGUUGCCCGCACACUUGGAGGAACACCGGUAGCACAAGACGAUGGCAUCCACCAGGUCCUCAUUCCGGCGGACAUUCUUGCGACGGCCGAGCCACCUACCCCUCCCACCGAACGGAUGGUAGUGCACGCGACACGGGAGGUGACCCCGCAUGACUUACCCAUGCAGACACUUGACGGCGACACCCCGGAGGUUGGCCUCCGGGCGACCGGCAACUGGGCCGAUGAUGUGGAAAACGUUCCGCCAGGAGGGGACUUGAAUGACGAUCCUAUGGAUCCGGAGGGCCCGCAGGAACCGGACCAGACCGUAUCUUCCGAUAGUGAGAUGAGCCGACCACGGCACUCACCCCGCAGACGCAAAAAACAACGGAUUGCGCCCCCGAACGCGGACCAGACGGCGAAGGAGGUGCGAGAAAAGGCUCAGCGGGUUGCCCGCACACUUGGAGGACCACCGGUAGCACAAGACGAUGGCAUCCACCAGGUCCUCAUUCCGGCGGACAUUCUUGCGACGGCCGAGCCACCUACCCCUCCCACCGAACGGAUGGUAGUGCACGCGACACGGGAGGUGACCCCGCAUGACUUACCCAUGCAGACACUUGACGGCGACACCCCGGAGGUUGGCCUCCGGGCGACCGGCAACUGGGCCGAUGAUGUGGAAAACGUUCCGCCAGGAGGGGACUUGAAUGACGAUCCUAUGGUUGGUGUGGGGACGGCGGUCAUGCGCGGGGUCGGGGAUGUUACGGAUGGGCUUCCCCCCCGCCCCAGCGACCAGUAA
Molecule: messenger RNA, 1896 nt
Organism: Schistocerca serialis cubense
Lineage: Eukaryota; Metazoa; Arthropoda; Insecta; Orthoptera; Acrididae
Product: fibrous sheath CABYR-binding protein-like
Exons: 4
Coding region: 1-1896 (631 amino acids)
Source: RefSeq, a predicted model, not a curated record